Messenger RNA from Epinephelus lanceolatus (giant grouper), 5373 nucleotides. RefSeq names its product SATB homeobox 1a (gene satb1a). Gene Ontology annotation, molecular function: RNA polymerase II cis-regulatory region sequence-specific DNA binding; DNA-binding transcription factor activity, RNA polymerase II-specific. Gene Ontology annotation, biological process: regulation of transcription by RNA polymerase II; chromatin remodeling. Lineage: Eukaryota; Metazoa; Chordata; Actinopteri; Perciformes; Serranidae. The record is from RefSeq and is a predicted model, not a curated record.
CUGCUGUCCCGGAGUCAGUGCUGGAGCCUAAUAUAUGAUAGGGGAUGCACUCCAGGAGCUCCCAGCCGUGUAUUGUUCUCUCUGGAGCCUGAUCCACAGUAGCAGCAUGUCCCGGUGCUCUGGAUGGGAGGUCGCUCUCAACUUGCGCUAAGGCCAAUAUAUCGUUACACCGGAAAGAACAAGGAGGGAUAGGUAGAUAGAGGCAAAACUACUUGGACAGUAAACACGAGACAAUGCCGAUGAUAAAGAGACGGUUAAUGUGAGGGAGAGGACGCAUACCGACAGCCAAGAGAAACGGGUCUGCUCCUAAACUGGAGAUCAAUGGAAGCGAGGAUAACAUAUGGAUACGGCCGAUGUCUACGGGAUCGGGCUGUGGAUGUGUGAUGGCAAGUCGGACAUGCACGUUGUGCCGACUGAAACAGGUUGGUUUCGCCUCGAUCAAACUUCAGCAGAAUCAGACGUGGGACGAUUAGCGCGCAUUUAGGUGCCGAAGAUGAACUGAAUCACUGUCGCUUACAGCGGCGCGCCUGGAGAUGACAGCAGGUUCAUUAUGGGAAACCGCGCUCUAUCAUUCACUGGACUUUUACUGGAUUUAGAGGGUUAUACUAAUCGCUGCAUCUGGGUGAAGGUCAUCCACUAUUACUGAUCCGGAUAUCCUUCAGAUCUCAGUGUGUGUGUGUUGUGAGACCGCAGAUGGACGCCCUGUGUAAUGGAGCCAAGAAACCUGAGGGCAGUGAUCCCGUUGUAGACCCCCGACCGCCUCCUGCCAAGCUGGCUCGACUGGAACAAAACGGAGCGGGACCCUCGGCCCAGGAGAGGAGCUGUCAGGGGAGUCCUGUGGCUAAAAACCCCUGCCUGGCCCAGAAACCCACCGCAGUGAGACCACAGAGCAAGAGCUGGCACAGCAGAGGGAGCCUGCUGCCGGUGUUCUGUGUUGUGGAGCACAAGGAAACCCCCCAGGAGGGAGAGAAGAGAGAAGAACAUGCCGAGUUUGUGUUGGUCAAGAGAGAUCUGCUGUUUAAUCAGCUCAUAGAGAUGGCACUGUUGACACUGGGCUACUCACACAGCUCUGCCGCACAGGCCAAAGGUCUGAUCCAGGUGGGCAGGUGGAACCCAGUGCCUCUGUCCUGUGUGACAGACGCUCCUGAUGCCACCGUGGCUGAUAUGCUGCAGGAUGUUCACCACGUUAUCACCCUUAAAAUACAGCUGCACAGCUGUCCCAAACUGGAGGAAUUGCCACCCGAGCAGUGGAGUCACUCCACGGUGAGAAACGCUCUGAAGGAGCUCCUCAAGGACAUGAACCAGAGCUCCCUGGCCAAGGAGUGCCCCCUGUCCCAGAGCAUGAUAUCAUCUAUUGUAAAUAGCACUUACUAUGCAAAUGUCUCAGCUGCCAAGUGUCACGAGUUUGGUCGAUGGUACAAGCACUUCAAGAAGACCAAAUGCUUCAAGGAGAUUGACAACUUCUCUGACCAGUCCACACAUAUCACCCUCACCCAGCAGCCAAUCAAAAGUAGCCCGCCUGAUCAAAGCUCCACCCUUUUCUUCUCUCAUGGAGAAGUAGCCAACAUAUGUGGCCGUCCCCCGCUCGGCCUGCGCCCUCCCGGGUUGGUAACCCAGCCUCUCAGCUCUCAAAUGGUCAACCAGCAGCUGGUGAUGGCGCAGUUCCUCAACCAGCAAUACGCUGUUAGCCGCAUGCUAGCAGGCCAGGGUCUCUCACCGUCCCCGCAGCAGUAUCUCAACCACCCGCCUGUAGGGAGACCUCCUUCUGCCAAGGUCUUCUCGAAAGCUGCUGAUUCCCAAGGCCCGCAGCAGGCACUGUGUGGCCCAGGGGGAGGCCCUGUGGCCGGGCCGCAAACACAGACAUCGGCUGGGUCUUUUGUGGGGCCAACAGACGUGCCAAAUGACAUCUACCACUGUGUGAGGGAGGAACUGAAGAGAGCAGGCAUCUCCCAAGCCAUCUUUGCGCGGGUGGCCUUUAAUAGGACGCAGGGCCUGCUGUCGGAGAUUCUGCGGAAGGAGGAGGACCCUAAACAUGCCUCUCAGUCUCUGCUGGUCAACCUGCGGGCCAUGUACAGCUUCCUGCAGCUGCCCGAGGCCGAGAGGGAGCGCAUCUACCUGGAGGAGAAAGACAGAAGCCUGACUGGAUUCACCCCAAGCUGCAAUAACACGCCACCAAGAUCCACACAGGCACGACUGUCCCCAGUUACAGGAGACAGAGGGUUGAGGACGGACAGUUGUGUUCUCAACGUCAGCGCCUCUAUCUACGAGGAGAUACAGCACGAGAUGAAGAGAGCCAAGGUGUCGCAGGCUCUGUUUGCAAAGGUGGCCGCCUCCAAGAGUCAGGGCUGGCUGUGUGAGCUGCUGCGUUGGAAGGAGGAUCCCAACCCAGAGAACCGGACCCUGUGGGAGAAUCUGUGCAUGAUCCGCCGCUUCCUCAGCCUGUCCCAGACUGAGCGAGAUGCUAUCUACGAACAGGAAAGCUGCAACACGACGGCACAGCAGCACUGCGCUGACAGGCUGACACUGCUCGGCAAUGACAAUACACUGUACCAACGCAACUCUCCUCUGCCACAGCAACACCAUCUUCAACCCCAUCAACCCCUGCAGCCCGAGGCAGGACCUCAACUGUCUCCACGGCAACCGUGUGCUGCAUCACCGGCUGAGUCCGAGGCUGGGGGCAACUGGGGGCAUGUGAGAGUAUGUGUGCAGGGCCGGGGCAGUAGCAAUGGUGAGAGAGGGGACAGUAAGGACUGGGUUGAGGGGGGGCGAGGAGAGAGGAGCACUUUGGGAGGUGACUGGGGUUGCACUGGCAGGGUGAGGGAGAAUAGUACAGAAAGCAAGGAGCAGGUGAGGGAUGGAAAUAUGGGUGAGGAAGGGAUUAAUGAGAUCAUUGGAGAUGGCAAAGAGGAGAAGGAGAAGCUCACGAUGAAGUGGCCAGGCGUGAAGGAUGAGGAUCCAGGCAGGGCUGGGGUUUGUCCAGAGGCAGAUAAUGAGGUCCAAGGUGAGGGGUUAAGAGUGUCCCACGAAGCACUGGGAAUCUUGCAGAGCUUCAUUCAGGAUGUGGGCCUCAACCCAGACGAGGAGGCCAUCCACACCCUGUCGGCUCAGCUGGGCCUGCCCAAGCACACCAUCCGAAGAUUCUUCAACAGCCAGGACCACGACCGGCAUCAACACGAGAGCCAGAACCCAAAACAGAGCCGAGACGACCAGCACGGCCACACAAACCUCUCCCUGAAAGACAUAACUGCAGAGGCACGAGAGGAGGAAGGUGAUGGAAGGACUGAAACUGAGCAAAAGGAGGUGGAGGAGGAGAAGCAAACAGGGAGAAGUGUAGCGAGCGAGAUCACUGUUUUGAAAGAAUAGGAUGUUGGCACUCAAACUAUUAACGCUAUGAAAGAGGAGCAGGAGAGCUAAAUCGAACCCAAAUCCAUAUGAGCACUGACUCACAGCAUUUGGGUACUGGAGCGUAAUAAAUGUGUGUGUCCAGAAAUGCUGUGGAAAGACUAAACGCCGACUUAUUGUACAUGUUGAUACCACAGCUUAAAAGGAUGCUGGUGUUCAUACCCUGACAGUACACCUAAGCUUAGAGAGCCCUCCUGUGAGUUGAGCAUCCGUACUGCACUUGAGACAGAGAGUAACUGUGACUAUUACGUGCGGAUAACACAUUGUGUCUGUGUCGAUAUAUGUGUCUGGGUGAAUGGGACCCAAUACAAAGAGCCUCAGAUUACAUAUCACUGUUAAAAAAUGAGUUGUGAGAAAUGUCCAUGCCAGAAAUGCCUUGUAGAAAGUGGCACUGCCAAUCUGUUUUUUAAUGAUAUGUAUCUCCAUUGGUUUUGUUUUUCUAUGUUUUUUUUUUAAUAGUGCUUUGUGUUUUGGUUCAGAUUUCAUAACUCAAUCUCACUCCUAACUAGUCAUAUACAGACGCUUGGUCAAUAGCCCUGUCAAACUAUGACACUAGUCCGUUUCGGAUGUUUAUGUCACGUGCAUAGUGUCUUUUCAAAAAAUACUUACAGGUAAUGCACACUACUUUGUUAUAAAAAUAACUCAACUGACUCUUAGUUUCACACGGGUAACAAACAGCGGACUCCCAGGUGAAAGUUUGGAGUUUCUUUGACCGCCCUUUGCCAACUUUCUUACUCUUUGCUUGGAGCAUUAAAAAGCUGCCACUAGGUGCUUCUGACAUCGUUCCGCUGCUAAAGGCUGCCUCCGUGCGUCGGUAUCUGACUCUGAGGGCUGCUGACAAAGGGUCACCAUUUGACGAAUUGGGAGUGAGACCGGGUUACACUGCUAUAUCUUACAUUGCUCUCAUUCAGAUUUGUCACAAUGUAAUAAAUAUCAAGUGUCCUGAUUCUGUCUUAAAAGAAUUUAUAAAUGAUAUAUAGCAUUAAGAAUAACCCUUUCAUAAAUGACAGGGCAUCCUUUGCAUUUUUUUACAGCAGUAUGUAAUAAAUCAACACAUGAAUCAAUGGAUUAGUUACCAAACUGAUCAACGUGUGGGCAUUUAAGAUGCCUCUCCUGCAAAUGAGUCAAUUUUUUUUCCAGUUUAUUAACUUUUACAGUUUUGCUGAGAUCUAAUUUGCUCCUGACCACAUCAUAGUUUACAUUCAGUGUUUCUAUUAAUGCAUGAAUCUGUAAAUCUCUCUCCCAAAAUAGCUGUGUUAUUUUGGUGUGAGUGUUAUGUUUACACAUCUUGUGGUUGUCAUAUUGUACUGAUUUACAUACUGUAGCAGAGACACAAAAUGUGCACAAUGUUUAAUGUUCAUGAAAGGGAGAUUGUGGGCUAGAAAUAUAAGGCUGAGGCCGUGUAGCGUGUACAUGAAAUGUUGAAAUGUUGAAAUUAAAUGAUAGCGCUGUCAUUUGUAAAAACAAAAAAAAGAGUCAUUCAUAAUUGUACUAUAUGUUCAUUAUCUGUGGUAAGCAUCUGAUCUUAAAGCUGGAUUUUUCUUUUUAAUUUUACAAACAAUCUGAGGGAGAGUAAUAAAAAUGUGUGUUUUAUGAGAGUCCAGAAGCCUGGAUGAUAAAACUUUUCUUACCCAAACAGCAACACAUGAUGUUUCUCACCAGGAAACCCAGAUCUAAAACAUCAUGUGAGAGAAUCUGUGGAACCACACAGACAUAGUGGGGAAGGCAUCAUGAUUCUGACACAAAUAAAGAUGGUUGUUUUCCUCCUAAGCAGCAAAAUAUGAGCAGAUGACAGUUUGGACUUUGUCAGUAUUUAUUUGGGAUGUGUUCUCAGUGUAUAGAAUAGAAUUUGAGGACAGUGUGUGAGAUUUAUCGCGCCAGAAACAAGUAAAUAAGAGAUGAAACUCAUUUAUCAGACUGCUAUUUUUAGACGCGCAGAGGCCUGCUGUGAAAGACCCAUUAAAGAUUAAA